AUGUCAUAUUCACCGGCGGAAGACAUAUUGGAAUAUGAAGCGAGGGUAUUCAUCACCGGCUUUGAAAAGGGCGAGGCGACGAGCGUCUACGUGCAGGAGCCAUCGGAGAAAGUCGACAAGGCGUGGAAGGAAUUGUACGACGUGGUCGGUAUUUCACGGAUCCCAAGGUCGAGCGCCGAAAAGCUUCCCAACGGAACAUACCCAUUUACCAACGACCCUGGCUACUACAUCGUCUCUCUUGCCGUAUUCCACCAACUACACUGCCUGAAUAAAAUUCGGCAAGCUCUGCACCCCGAGUACUACCACAAGAAAUACCCACCAACAGAAUUCGGCGACAAGGGCGCGCUAGGUAAGGUGCACAUCGACCACUGCCUCGAGUCGCUGCGGCAGUCGAUUACCUGCGCGUCCGACGUGAGCCCCAUCAUCUGGAAGUGGCACGAGGACAAGGGUCGCGCCAUGGAGGAGGCGGCUGUGCCACACACGUGCAGGAAGUUUGACGCCGUGUACGCUUGGGCGAAUGCGAAUAAGGCGAUUACGAGUUUCCUGCCCGAAGUAAGGGAUAAGGAGCGGGAGCUAUAG
Beauveria bassiana ARSEF 2860 is the source of this 579-nucleotide messenger RNA. RefSeq names its product tat pathway signal sequence. Bases 1 to 579 code for a protein of 192 amino acids. Gene Ontology annotation, biological process: mycotoxin biosynthetic process. The transcript has 4 exons. NCBI's taxonomy places the organism in Eukaryota, Fungi, Ascomycota, Sordariomycetes, Hypocreales, Cordycipitaceae. The record is from RefSeq and is a predicted model, not a curated record.